Messenger RNA from Phycomyces blakesleeanus NRRL 1555(-), 919 nucleotides. RefSeq lists its product as hypothetical. NCBI's taxonomy places the organism in Eukaryota, Fungi, Mucoromycota, Mucoromycetes, Mucorales, Phycomycetaceae. The transcript is spliced from 6 exons. The record is from RefSeq and is a predicted model, not a curated record. Bases 31 to 609 code for a protein of 192 amino acids. Gene Ontology annotation, molecular function: GTPase activity; GTP binding. Gene Ontology annotation, biological process: small GTPase-mediated signal transduction.
ACCAAACUUCUUUCAACUCCACUCUUAAAGAUGACCGAACUCAGACGGAAGCUCGUUAUUGUUGGUGAUGGUGCAUGCGGCAAAACCUGUCUCUUGAUUGUCUUUUCCAAAGGAACUUUCCCCGAAUUCUAUGUUCCCACUGUCUUUGAGAAUUAUGUCGCCGACGUCGAAGUUGAUGGCAAACACGUGGAAUUGGCCUUGUGGGAUACUGCCGGUCAAGAGGAUUAUGAUCGUCUUCGUCCUCUUUCAUAUCCUGACUCGCACGUCAUCUUGAUAUGUUUUGCUGUGGACUCGCCUGAUUCACUUGAGAACGUUCAAGAAAAGUGGAUUUCCGAGGUUCUUCACUUCUGCCAGGGUCUUCCCAUUCUCUUGGUUGGUUGCAAAAAGGAUUUGAGAAAUGACCCAGCUACUAUUGAAGAGUUGAGAAAGAACUCCCAAAGACCUGUUGGUCAUGAUGAGGGUGUCAGUGUUGCACAGAGAAUCAGUGCCUACAAGUACCUCGAGUGCUCUGCCAAGACUGGCGAAGGUGUCCGUGAAGUGUUUGAGCAUGCCACCAGAGCUGCUUUGAUGAGCAAGAAGAAGAGAUCCAAGGGUUGCACUGUAUUGUAAAAAAAAUAUAAUAUAGAUGCACAGCUUGAAUUUAUUUUUUUAGUGUUAAUGCCACGGCCAACAAAUAUGCCUUCUUCUUUUUUUUUGCCGUUGGAUUUUUGUACCUUUUCUCUCUCUCUCUUUCUCUCUCUUUAUCUAACUCUAUCUUCUUCUUCUUCUUCUUCUUCUUCUUCUUCUUUUUAUAAUCCCUCUUUAUCUUUCCUCUUCUUUUCCUUCCUCUUUCUGUUUGUGAAUAUAGAAAGGGAAUCUCAAAUCUUUUUUCAUUAUUUCGUCUGCUAAAUAACCCCACAAAUUUCCACAAUCCCCUCUU